UUCAAACCUCAGGUACCAGAGCACCUCUGCCCAGGGUGUGCACCUUGAGACGUUCCAAGGCCCCUGCAGGCUUGAUUUCAGUUCGGAGGUCCACAGCUGCAGGAAAAGAAACCCAGCAAGCCCCUGGAUGAGGAGCCUUCAUUGGUAAGUCAUUGCUUUCCUUACGUAACAUCUGGUCCUGUUCUAUUAGGAUCCCAUCUGGGUACAGUGUCUUAGGAGAUAGAUGAACUCCUGUCCAGGGCACUAGGGAGAGGUCACACUACCUUCUUGGUCUUGUGUGUCCUGUUCUGUUUUGUCCUGAUUCUUCUGAGGUUUGGGUUUGGGGUGACUGGAAGACAAAAUGGGUAACAAGACUAGUAAACCCUACAUACAGAACUCCCCACUGCUUCAUUCCUGUCAGUGCCCAUCUCAAUCCAAACCCCGACCUCAGCCCUCAUCUAAAUCCAAACCCCCACCUCAACCUGAACCCUCACCUCAGCCCUCACCCUCACCUCAAUCCAAACCCCCACCUCAGUCUUCAUCUAAAUCCAAACCCCGACCUCAGCCCUCAUCUAAAUCCAAACCCAGACCUCAGCCCUCAUCUAAAUCCAAACCCCCACCUCAGCCCUCAUCUAAAUCCAAACCCCCACCUCAGCCCUCAUCUAAAUCCAAACCCCCACCUCAGCCCUCAUCUAAAUCCAAACCCCCACCUCAGCCCUCAUCUAAAUCCAAACCCCCACCUCAGCCCUCAUCUAAAUCCAAACCCUCGCCUCAACCCUCACCCUCACCUCAACCCCAACCCCUACCCCACCAGCUGGAUCACUCCCCGUCCUUCCCCCUCCCCACAUCCAAUUGGGAUUUACUUCCUUAUGCUUCUGACUCUCUUCAGACCGCUGGGUCCUCCUCCCUCACCAGGUCUCCUGCUGCUGAUCUUUCUAACUGGAACCCCCAGAGCCCUCCUUUGAGCACCAGCAGGAGCUGUAUAGCCUAUGUACCUUUAACGACCACUGCUCUCCUUAAAUGGAAGAUGCAGUACCCUUCUUUCAGCAAAAACCCAAGUUCCCUGAUCUCUCUAAUGGAGUCUAUCUUCUCCAUCCACUUUCCUUCUCUAGAUGAUUGUGAGAAUAUCUUAGCCAUCUUCUUCACCUCUGAAGAGAGGAGCCGGAUUCUGACUGAGGCGGAGAAAGCAUUUUUCAGAAUGGGCACACAGACUGGCAGAUGGAGGGCAGAUGAGGUUGACUGUGUCCUACCUACAUGGAGACCUGACUCUAGGACAGAGAAAGAUAGGAGGGAACUCAGAUAUUACCACAAGGCUUUGUUAGAGGGAAUGAGACAGGCAGCCUGGAAGUCCACUAACUUCCUCAGGGUGCUGUGUACUAUACAACAUCCAAAGGAAUCGCCUUUCGAGUUUCUUGAGCGCCUCCUGAAGGUGUACCGCAAACACACACACAUAGAUCCAGAUGACCCAAUAAACUUCAGGGAGAUUAACCAAAUGUUCGUUGACAAUUCAGCCUCAGACAUACGUAAUGCAAUCCAAAACCAGUAUGGAUUUGAAUACAUGACUAGGUCAGAAUUAUUGAAAAUAGCCCAGAGAGUGUUUGACAAUAGAGAGAGCGAUGAAGUGCUGAUAGCAAAAACAGUGAUUAAGUGUCUGACCGAGUCAGGGAUUUUCUGUGACUCCUUCAGUCGUGGCCAGAGACCACAGAGGCUUAGAAGAGACCAGUGUGCUUACUGCAAGAGAUUGGGGCACUGGAAAAAUGAAUGCCCCUAUCGAAGACAGGUCUGUUCCCGCCGGGGCCAGUUUUAGCUUUUAAGAGGAUAUAGUAGGUCCAUGGCUCUUUAAAAUUAGGCCCCUAGGAGCCUAUGGUAACCUUUUCAGUUGGGGCCAAUCUGUAAAUUCCAACUAGGGGCCGCCUUUAUAUUUGGUAUUUUACAAAAACCCUUGGGGCCCCUCAUCAAUCAAACAGCGGAAAUGCAGGGGCAACAGGGGAAGUCAAAACUAUAAACGGGACUGCAGAGCGGACUGUUAAUCCAGGGAAGAGGAACAGUGACUCAUUACUUGCAUUGUUCUCCCUGAGUGUGCCUGUUUACUUUGCUGGGAAGAGACCCACCCAGGCAAGCCCCGGGCAACUUCUCAGGAGAUGUGACUAAAUUAUAGCUAGGGGGUGCAGCCAAAAUCCUGUUGGUCACCUGUCCCUUAAGCGGGAAGUGCCUUCUCCAUCACCAGGGUCCAAUCCAGGUCCC
This is a messenger RNA of Mus caroli (Ryukyu mouse), 2223 nucleotides long. Lineage: Eukaryota; Metazoa; Chordata; Mammalia; Rodentia; Muridae. The record is from RefSeq and is a predicted model, not a curated record.